AUGCCAGCCCGCCGCCUCCCCCUUCGCGUCCGCGCUGGUCCUGUCCCACCUCCCUUCGCAUGUCCUCCGCACUCAUCCGUGCUCCUGCUCACCCCGACUGCCUCUCUGGCGAGUAAUGCGCCCUCGCCCAGCCUUCUCUAUGCGUUCCUCGCUGCCAGUGCCUCUCGGGCGAAGGGGAUCUCUCGUCCCUUCUCCCUCCGUGCCCGCGGCGACUGUCUUGCAGAUGCCACUCCUCCUCCCAUCUCCCUCCCUGCUUGCGCUGCAGACCUGGCGAACGUGUCUCACCCCUUGCCCUUCCCGCGUAGUGCCGCCACGGAUCAGGUGAGCCAGACCCGCCAGUCUGUCGUCUAUCAUGUUGCCCAUGCCGAUCAGGCGAGCGCGACCCGCCCCCCUGCCUCCCAUCAUGGUGCUGACGCACCUCAGGCGAGCGCGACCCUCCGUUCCGCCCUCCUCCGCGCUGCCAACGCGGAUCAGGUGAGAACUCGUCCUCGCGCACUUCCUGUUGCUCCUCCGCCCGCCCCCGCUGCUACGAAGAUGAGUGAUUCACCUUCUCACGCCUCUCCUGCUUCCUGCGUCGGCGCCGCUCCAGAUUAUACCCAUAUUCCUCCUCUUCACUAUACUCAUGUUCCUUCGCUUCACACAGCUCCUCAUCACUCCUUUUCGUCUUCUCCCUCCCUUCCUUACCCUCAGGGGAAUCUUCUUGACACCACCUCCCUCGUCCGCCUGCUCCUCGGCGCCCAUGAUAUUCUCUUACCCUUCCCUUGGCACUUCCCGAGCUCCAGCACCAACCCUGCUCCUGCGCACGGGUACUCUUUCAUUCCUUUACGGCGUGCUCUCGCAUCCGCCCCUGCGAUGUACUGCGACAAACACUCACUCCCCUUAACACGCGCUUCCCCCUCCUCCUGCCGCUGCAGUGCAGGCGAGCGCUGCGCGUGCCCCCUACCGCGGUCGUUCCCCCUUUCCUCUCGCCGCAGCUCUGGUGAUCGCCCUCCACCCAACGCCAGGCGCCUCCUGCGCUCGUGUCCGCGUCUUGGUUCAGGCGAGCCAUACAUACCCGCCUGCGCGUCUCGCCUCCUCAUUUCCUCACGGCUGGCUUCUGGCGCGCGCUCAGCCUCCUUGUCUUCGCCGCGCCUUGCGUUACUUCCGCGCAUCCUGCCUGGCGAGCGAUUUGCAUCCGUGCUCCCCCGGCGCCCCGCGCCAUUCUCAAGCAUUUAG
Molecule: messenger RNA, 1215 nt
Organism: Closterium sp. Naga37s-1
Lineage: Eukaryota; Viridiplantae; Streptophyta; Zygnematophyceae; Desmidiales; Closteriaceae
Source: the annotation of a GenBank genome assembly